This is a messenger RNA of Prorocentrum cordatum, 443 nucleotides long. The record is from the annotation of a GenBank genome assembly. Lineage: Eukaryota; Dinophyceae; Prorocentrales; Prorocentraceae.
GGCGCCGGGGGCCCCGGCAAGCAGGACGCGGACUGCUCUCGUCACGGCUACCAGUCCAGCCUUCCCCCACCUCUUCCUCUCCUCUCCUCCAUUCUCUUUUCUUCGUCUUCUUCCCCUUUCCUCCCUGCCUCCCUCCCUCCUUCCCCUCCCUCCCUCCCUCCCUCCCCUUCCUCUCCCUCGAUGGAGGGGGGAGUGGACUGGCGGGCGUCGCGUGGACCUCCCAGGACGCCAGGCCGUUCCGCUGCUCCGGGGCCACCGCCGACGACGACGAGAAGGAGGGACGAGGGCGCGGCUGAGGGCUUCGACCCGAGGGCCUCCAAGCGCGGCUGGAAGAAGCAGCACAAGGCUUCCUGGAGCAGCCGCCAGCAGCGGAGGACGGGCCAGCAGGCGCUGCAGCGCGCGGAGCAGAGCUGCCGCACGCGCGGGUGGCUGGACGAGGAGGA